AUGAUGUCUCAUCGAUAUUAUUAUUACGACUACAAAGCUGGUCAAGGACAUACAUAUCAAGCAUGUAGAAAUUAUUUUGAUAAACAAUUAAGAAUUUUACCAAGAAUUUUGAUUGAUGUUACUAAUAUAUCAUUAAAAACAACGAUUUUCGGAUGCACAUAUGAAUCACCAAUAAUCAUUGCUCCAACAGCAUUUCACUGUCUGGCACAUAUCGAUGGUGAAGUUGAAACUGCUCGUGGUGCAACAGCAGCUAAAUGUAUUUAUACUUAUAAUUGGGUAUAUUCAACAAUGCCAGAAGAAAAAGUUUUACAAGCAACCGGUCCAAAGUUUUUCCAUAUUUAUUUAACUGUAUCCAACGACAUUUUAGAAACAAUAGUUCCACAAGUUGAUAAAAAAGGAUAUCGAGCAAUUGUUGUUAUAUGUGAUGAUCCGACUACUCGUGCUCGUGAUAAUAUUUUACCAUUAUUCUUAUAG
Molecule: messenger RNA, 474 nt
Organism: Rotaria sp. Silwood1
Lineage: Eukaryota; Metazoa; Rotifera; Eurotatoria; Philodinida; Philodinidae
Source: the annotation of a GenBank genome assembly